This is a messenger RNA of Populus nigra (black poplar), 2005 nucleotides long. Its product is annotated as probable UDP-arabinose 4-epimerase 3. The coding region runs from base 550 to 1722 and encodes 390 amino acids. NCBI's taxonomy places the organism in Eukaryota, Viridiplantae, Streptophyta, Magnoliopsida, Malpighiales, Salicaceae. Gene Ontology annotation, biological process: beta-D-galactose catabolic process via UDP-galactose, Leloir pathway. The record is from RefSeq and is a predicted model, not a curated record. Gene Ontology annotation, cellular component: cytosol. Gene Ontology annotation, molecular function: UDP-glucose 4-epimerase activity. The transcript is spliced from 9 exons.
CUGUAGAAGUGAUUGGUUUUUUAAUUUCUGAAUGAAAAAUCUGAUUUUGAUUCUGUUUGGCAGACUAGUAUUGGAAUUAACGUUUUAGCUGAAAUUUGUUGGUGGGAUUUUUUUUAAUUCUUCUUUAAAUAUUUAGCUUUCUUAGGAUAUAACGAAUUGGAAAUCUUGUGUUUGUUCUAUUUUUGAUGUCUAUUCUUAGGUUGUCUUGUUUUUGUGUCCUUUUAAGGUCAAUUUCUAUGUUCUCCUUUAAAUCCUUGCAUCGUUCAAGAUUCCUAUCUUAGGAAAGAUAAUCGGCCUAGACUCUAAAAUGCCUGUUUUAAAUGGGAUAUCCAAAGAAGGGAACACAUCUUUUGGUUUACUUUAUAUUGAUUUCUUCUUUUAAGGAGGAGGGGAGGAUUGUAUGAUGAUCAUAAUCUUAGAUAUAUAGACCCAGAAAUAUAUGUUCAGUUCAUGAAAGCUUUGAGUUGAAUUGGGUACUUUUUCAGCUGAAGUGUGAUCCUGGAGGUGUGAUUUUGGCUGAUUAUCAUCAAUCAUUGAAAUUUUGAAGGUAUGGAUUUCCUGGAUUCAAGAAGAAAGAGCAAUUCUGCUGGAAAAGUUAUUGCAGUUGCAUUCUUCAUUGCAGUAUGCAUUGUCAUGCUCAAGCAAGUGUACUCACCUAGUUAUACCAGCCCCGACAUGUUCUCCCAACAUGAGCUAGGCGUAACGCAUGUGUUGGUGACCGGAGGUGCUGGUUACAUAGGUUCUCACGCUGCACUUCGACUCUUGAAGGAUUCAUACCGAGUAACUAUAGUGGACAAUCUUUCUCGAGGGAAUCUCGGUGCGGUUAAAGUUCUUCAAGAGCUAUUUCCAGAGCCUGGGAGAUUGCAGUUCAUAUAUGCUGACCUAGGAGAUGCAAAAGCUGUAAACAAAAUCUUUGCCGAAAAUGCAUUUGAUGCUGUGAUGCAUUUUGCUGCUGUUGCAUAUGUUGGUGAAAGUACAAUAGAGCCCCUCAGAUAUUAUCACAAUAUCACAUCAAAUACCUUGACUGUCUUGGAAGCAAUGGCUGCACAUAAUGUGAAGACAUUAAUCUAUUCGAGUACUUGUGCAACGUACGGAGAACCUAUUAAGAUGCCGAUUAGAGAAGAAACUCCUCAGCUUCCAAUCAACCCCUAUGGAAAAGCAAAGAAAAUGGCAGAAGAUAUCAUAAUUGACUUCUCCAACACCACUGACAUGGCUGUCAUGAUCCUAAGAUACUUCAAUGUUAUUGGGUCUGACCCAGAAGGAAGAUUAGGGGAAGCUCCACGACCUGAGCUUCGUGAACAUGGCCGAAUCUCUGGUGCUUGUUUUGAUGCAGCUCGAGGGAUAAUACCUGGACUCAAGGUUAAAGGGACAGACUAUAAAACAGCUGAUGGCACAUGUGUACGCGACUAUAUCGAUGUCACUGAUCUGGUUGAUGCCCAUGUGAAAGCUCUUGCCCACGCAAAACCUCGGAAAGUUGGCAUUUACAAUGUUGGAACUGGAAAAGGCAGAUCAGUGAAGGAGUUUGUUGAUGCGUGUAAGAAGGCAACAGGCGUGGACAUAAAGGUUGAAUACCUUGAUCGCCGGCCAGGAGACUAUGCUGAGGUCUUCAGUGAUCCUUCCAAAAUAAAACAAGAGCUAAGCUGGACAGCUCAAUAUACUGACCUUCAGAAGAGUUUACAGAUUGCUUGGAAAUGGCAGAAGUCACAUUUGAAUGGUUAUUGACACAGUUGAUUCUGCUAGAAACCUUUGCUGGAGUCGCCUAAUUGAGUUCAAGCAUGCAUUUCUUUUCUGCCAGGAAGGUAGCACACACAGAAUUUGAUGGUCCGAGAAGCUGUAGGAAACUUCAAUAAUGUGAAGAGCCUGAUAUAGUUGACAAUAUCCAUACAUAGAUGUAUACGUACGAUCUCUUAUCAGUAUAAAAUGCCAUUAGUAUAGCUGGAAUAAAAUUACAUGUAUCAUUGUACUCCUGCAAACAUUUGGAAUAGAAUCUCAACAGUUCUGAAAA